This is a messenger RNA of Ramularia collo-cygni, 711 nucleotides long. Its product is annotated as probable riboflavin synthase alpha chain. Gene Ontology annotation, biological process: riboflavin biosynthetic process. The coding region runs from base 1 to 711 and encodes 236 amino acids. The record is from RefSeq and is a predicted model, not a curated record. The transcript has 2 exons. NCBI's taxonomy places the organism in Eukaryota, Fungi, Ascomycota, Dothideomycetes, Mycosphaerellales, Mycosphaerellaceae. Gene Ontology annotation, molecular function: riboflavin synthase activity.
AUGUUUACCGGAAUUGUUGAGACCAUCGGCACCGUCUCGAAGCUAGCCAAGCUCGAUGAAUCAUCGAGUGGUGGUGGAGGUACAUCGCUUACCAUCAGCGGUGCCGCCGACAUCCUGGGCGACUGCAAUCUCGGGGACAGCAUAAGCAUCAAUGGUACCUGUCUCACUGUGACAGAGUUUGGGAAGGAUGAGUUCAAAGUGGGUGUGGCACCAGAAACUCUCCGCCGUACAAACUUGGGCUCGCUCAAGGAAGGCAGCGGAGUGAAUUUGGAGAGAGCCGUAAGCAGCCAUACCAGGAUGGGAGGCCACUUUGUGCAAGGACAUGUGGAUACUGUUGCCAUCAUUGCCAAGACGACACCGGAUGGCAAUGCCAUUACUUUCCGAUUGGAGCCAAGAGACAAGAGCGUGCUGAGAUAUAUCGUCGAGAAGGGAUAUGUGACGCUCGAUGGAGCGUCGCUGACCAUCACCGCUGUGAAUGAUACCGAGGGCUGGUUCGAGGUUAUGCUUAUUGCGUACACACAAGAAAAGGUUGUCAUGGGAAAUAAGAAGCAGGGCGAGGAUGUCAACGUCGAGGUGGACAUGGUUGGAAAGUAUGUUGAAAAGAGCGUGGCUGCGUACUUUGAGGGCAGUUCGGAAAGUGGUACAGGAGGUGMUGUGUUGGAGAAGAUGGUGCAGAAGAUUGUAGAUGAGAGGUUGAAGACGAGAGGAUGA